Molecule: messenger RNA, 3701 nt
Organism: Clupea harengus (Atlantic herring)
Lineage: Eukaryota; Metazoa; Chordata; Actinopteri; Clupeiformes; Clupeidae
Gene: gabbr1b
Product: gamma-aminobutyric acid type B receptor subunit 1b
Biological process (GO): G protein-coupled receptor signaling pathway; gamma-aminobutyric acid signaling pathway
Cellular component (GO): membrane; G protein-coupled receptor heterodimeric complex
Molecular function (GO): G protein-coupled GABA receptor activity
Source: RefSeq, a predicted model, not a curated record
ACCGCUACCGUUAGUUGUUAUUUAUUUUUCGCUGCUAGUCGUAGCCAUUGGGAAACGGGAUUUUCAUGGGCGUUUGGAGUGUGUGAGUAUAAUCGUUAGCUGCUAGUAGAAUGUGUGUAUUAGGCUUGUCACUGACAGCGCGUGAACAUUUCCGAUGAAAUCCAACUUGGAGACGCUUUUCGUUUCCCCGUGAGCUCCAUAUUGUGUGUGUGAUGUCAGUGAUUUUCAACUGAGCAAUACAUUGACCGAGGCACAACUGUAUUCUCAGCACAUAAAAAUUGCACAACUUUGUCUGUUCGACUGAAAUAUAAUGACUGUUAUUGGCUGAUUCAGUCCCGGUUUCGAUUAAAUGUUUAGUUUCCAGAAAAAUCUUUGAUAUUUAUAAAUAGGCACACGGCCAUUAUCACGCAAUAUUAAUAAUUUUAUUACACAUCAGUUCGACCCAUCGAGUCAGGUCUCUUCGAUGUGAAGAUUAUUGGAACUCGACAAUAAUAAUCUCUGCAAGCAAUUAAAACAAAUCUUUGUUGUGGUCACACGCACGCGAGUACACAUUCACGCACGCACACACCAGCCUCUUCACUGAGGAGGACCUCUCCUGAGCGGCGUCCCGCGGAGAUCCCGAGCAGCGCGGUGGAGAGAUGGCACUGUCAUUUCUUCUCUUCAGUCUCUCUGUGUCUGCCUCGCUCACUGCGGCAGCUCACAAUACAACUGCAGGCUGCAAUAUCAUCCGACCCCCUAGAGAUGGAGGGAUCCGAUACAGAGGCCUGACACAAGAGCAGAUCCGGAGCGUGCAGGUGUUGCCGGUGGACUAUGAGAUUGAGUACAUCUGCAGGGGCAACCGUGUCAUUGUGGGGCCAAAAGUCAGGAAGUGUCUGCCCAACGGGACCUGGACUGAACCCAACCUGAAAAGCUUCUGCUUGCUGCCAUGUGCGCGUGUGUGGGCGUCCCUGGAGAACGGGCGUGUGAGUGUGUGGCCCCAAGGGCCCUCGGUGGAGGGGACGGUGCUGCAGUACAGCUGCCUGCCAGGCUUCAUCCUGGUGGGCAGAAACACCACACACUGCACCAAGGCCGGCAAGUGGGACUCCCCUAAGCCCGUCUGCCACUAUGACAGAAAUUACACAGGCAAGAAGAAGCUGUAUAUAGGAGCCCUGUUCCCCAUGAGCGGUGGAUGGCCUGGGGGUCAGGCCUGUCUACCCUCCACCCGGAUGGCUCUGGAUCUGGUGAACAACAGAACAGACAUCCUUCCCGACUACGAAUUGGAAAUGAUCCACUACGACAGCAUGUGUGAUCCAGGCGAGGCCACUAAGCUGCUGUAUGACCUGCUCUACUCUGAGCCCAUAAAGAUUGUCCUUAUGCCCGGCUGCAGCUCCGUCUCUACGCUGGUCGCUGAGGCAGCGCGCAUGUGGAACCUCAUAGUGUUGUCCUAUGGCUCCAGCUCUCCAGCUCUCUCCAACCGCCAGCGCUUCCCCACCUUCUUCCGCACCCACCCGUCUGCCACGCUGCACAACCCCACCCGUGUGCAGCUCUUCCAGAAGUGGAAAUGGACCAAGAUUGCCACCAUCCAGCAGACCACCGAGGUCUUCACAUCGACUCUGGAUGAUCUGGAGGAGCGCACGAAGGAAGCUGGGAUUGAGAUCAGUGUGAGGCAGAGCUUCCUCACUGAUCCCGCCGUCGCUGUCAAGAACCUCAAGCGACAGGAUGCUCGCAUCAUAGUGGGCCUGUUCUACGAGACGGAGGCCAGGAAAGUCUUCUGUGAGGUCUUUAAGGAGAAACUGUAUGGGAAGAAGUAUGUCUGGUUUCUGAUUGGAUGGUAUGCUGAUAACUGGUUCAAGAUUAAAGACCCGUCCAUCAACUGCACAGUGGAAAACAUGACGGAGGCCGUCGAGGGUCACAUCACCACGGAGAUUGUCAUGCUUAACCCAGAGACUGUGCGCGGAGCAUCCAACCUGACGUCUCAGGAGUUCCUGACUCAGUUGAUGUCGAAGCUGGGGGGAAAGAACCCAGAGGAGACCGGCGGAUUCCAGGAGGCCCCGCUGGCCUAUGACGCCGUCUGGGCCCUUGCUCUGGCCCUCAACAAGACCGUGGGUCCCCUAAAGGCACGAGGGCGCCGCCUGGAGGACUUUAACUACAACAAUAAGGACAUCACCGCCGAGAUCUACCGCGCGCUCAACACCAGCUCUUUCGAGGGCGUCUCCGGUCAUGUCGUGUUUGAUGCCCAGGGAUCCAGGAUGGCUUGGACUCUCAUUGAACAGCUCCAAGGAGGAAGUUAUAAGAAGAUUGGAUAUUAUGAUAUGACCAAAGGCAAUCUCUCCUGGUUUGGAAAUGACAAGUGGAUCGGUGCUGGCCCACCGGCAGACCAGACUGUGGUGAACUUUGAGUACCGCUACCUUUCCCAGAAGCUCUUCAUCUCCGUGUCGGUGUUCGCCGGCUUCGGCAUCCUGUUUGGCAUUGUGUGCCUCACCUUCAACAUCUACAACAGCAAUGUCAGGUACAUUCAGAACUCGCAGCCCUACCUCAACAACAUGACGGCGGUGGGCUGCAUGAUGGCGCUGGCUGCUGUGUUUCCUCUCGGCCUGGAUGGCCUGCAUGUGCACAGAGACCAGUUUCCUGUUGUCUGCCAGUUCCGCUUGUGGCUGCUGGGUCUGGGUUUCAGUCUGGCGUACGGCAGCAUGUUCACUAAAAUCUGGUGGGUCCACACCGUCUUCACCAAGAAGGAUGAGAAAAAGGACAAGAGGAAGCACUUGGAUCCUUGGAAGCUGUACGCCACCGUGGGCGUUCUGCUGGUCAUUGACAUCAUGUCCCUCAUGAUCUGGCAGAUAGUUGAUCCCCUGCACAUCACUGUAGAGAAGUUCACCCGUGAGGCUCCUAAAGGGGAUCUGGACGUCCUGAUUGAGCCGCUGCUGGAACACUGCAGCUCAGAGAAGAUGAACACCUGGCUAGGAGUGGUGUAUGGAUAUAAAGGGCUGCUGCUGCUGUUGGGCAUCUUCUUGGCCUAUGAGACCAAAUCUGUCUCCACAGAGAAGAUCAACGACCACAGGGCUGUGGGGAUGGCUAUCUACAAUGUCUCUGUGUUGUGUAUGAUCACCGCUCCGGUCACCAUGAUCUUGUCCUCCAAGCAGGACGCCUCCUUUGCGUUUGCUAGCCUGGCCAUCGUCUUCUCCGUCUACAUCACUCUGGUGGUGCUCUUUGUCCCAAAGAUGCGGAGGCUGAUUACUCGUGGCGAGUGGCAGUCGGACCAGCAGGAGACGAUGAAGACAGGCUCGUCCACCAACAACAACGACGAGGAGAAGAGCCGCCAGCUGGAGAGAGAGAACAAAGAGUUACAGAGGAUCAUCCAGGAGAAGGAGGAGAGGGUGUCUGAUCUCCGGAACCAGCUGACUGAGAGGCAGGCUCUCCGCUCCCGCCGGCGUCCAUCUUCGGGCAAUCAGAACCACAGCACCCCCCCGGCGUCUGCCCCGCAGGGCGACCCCAAAGCUCUACUGCCCCCUCCGGGCUACCCGCUCCCCUCCUCUGACAACCACGCGCUCCCGCCGUCCUUCUCCAACUCCUCCAACCUCUACCAGGCGGACGGCAAGAUCAGUCGCAACCACUGCCACGCCAGCCACCUGCCCCUCCUCUACAAGUGAGAGGAGCGCGAAGAGGAGGAGAGGAGGAGGAGGAGAGGAGGAAGAGGAGAGGAGGAAGAGGAGACAGAGCACAAG